GCUUAGUCUGAUUACUUUAUAAUACUGUAAAAUCUUGAAAUGACACAGUGGUAUUUAUAGGAGGUUAUAAAUUUCUAUAUGAAAAAUAACGAAUAUUAACCCAUAAUAACUCUUAUCAUGUUCUAUUCCGCAGUACUCCGUGCCCAGUUAAACACAGUGCGAUGUAAACACAGUGGCGGAGGAGGAACACGGGGCUUAAAAGUUUUUAAUAAAUCAAUGAAGUCAAUGGCAGCAUCAAAUACCGAACCUGUACCGCGAGAAAGAAGCGGACACACGGCUGUGGUUUCAGAAAAUACUUUAUUUGUGUGGGGAGGUUAUGUGUCAGUUGCUGGUCAUGAAGUCUUCCUCCCAAACAAUGAGAUCUGGUUGUAUGACCUGGACACAGGAUUAUGGAAAAUGUGUUACAUGGGUGGGGAAGUUCCUCCAUCCAUGUCAGGUACCUGCGGUUGCAAUCUAAAUGGAAACAUGUAUGUAUUUGGUGGUUGCAGUGAUGAUGGUCAAAUCAAUGAGCACUAUUCUGUCCAUCUCCAUGAUGGAAAAUAUGCAUGGAAGAAGUUAAGUCAUUUCUCAGGGUUAAGGCCCUCACCCCGUGACAAGCUUUCCUGUUGGGUUUACCAAGGAAGGAUUAUUUAUUUUGGUGGAUAUGGUCAUAAGUUUCUUAGUGAAAUCACCAACCCUGACACUUUCAUUGUGGAUGAAGCUUCUUGGGUGGGAGACAUCUUUUGGGGUUGGAACAGCGAAGUUCAUGUGUUUGACCCAGGAUCAAAAGGUUGGACAGAACCUCAAACAUUUGGGCAUGCACCUGCACCGAGAGCUGCCCAUGCCACAGCCACUGUAGGUAAUAAAGGGUAUGUCUGUGGAGGACGAAUAAGGGAGACAAGAAAAUCAGACCUUUACUGCCUGGAUUUAAACACAUGGAUGUGGUCAGAAAUCGUUCCAACCAGCACACUUCCUUUGGGCCGUUCAUGGCAUACGAUAAAUGCAGUUUCGGACACGGCACUCUUUCUCUUUGGUGGACUUAGUGUUGAUUGCCGACCAAUGAGUGAUGGCUGGAUGUUUGAUCUGAAGACAAAUGAAUGGAGAGAAAUUGCGCAUUCGAGCAUGGACAAACCACGGCUGUGGCACACUGCUUGCCUUGGAAGGGACUCAGAUAUUAUUGUGUUUGGGGGAAGCCAUGAUUAUAUCCUUUUAGUGGACUCUGGUCAUUGCAAUGAUGCUCUUGUGAUCCAAACCCAGCCGUACUCUCUAAUACGGUUAUGCGAGGACUUCAUUGCAAGCGCUGCUAAAAUGUUUCAGUCCCAGCUUGGAAAUUUACCCCCAAAACUAAGAUGCAGUCUUCAGAAAAGGAUAACGUUUUUCAAGUCAAUAAGAAAGUCACAAAGAGUUAUUAAAACACUGGAGUAAUCUUUUUUUGGAAACACAAUAUAAUGUGGAAAGUACUGUAUGUCUAUGUCACCAGUGAUUCAGUGCUUAUUCAUAAAUAAAAAUAAUGUGACGUAAUUAUUAUCUACUUGUCAUCAGUAAAAUAAAUAUGAUUAAACUGAUAAAAUUUGCUGUUUUAUGACCUAAGAAGUUACUUUUUGACACCAUUUUAGUUUUAAUCUGACUGCUGAGUUCAUGGUAUAAGAUGCAAUUAUGCAGAGUGAAUAUAUGAGUUUAUUAAAUCAUGUGUGCUGGUAAACUGCGUGACCUCCAUUCGUCCGUGCGUUUCUGCGCAUGCGCACUUAAUUUUUUCACGCCAAUAAUAAAUUAAUACUUCUGUAUAUUUAAAUACUGGAGGAAUUAUAUGAUCUUUCGAUAGUCUGUUACGUCAAUUAUAUCAAAUAUUAUUUACAUUUUUAUGCUGUAAAGAUUGUUUGACACGUAAUGUGGAGGUGAAAAACGUAUUGAAAAACAUUAAACAAGUGUA
Molecule: messenger RNA, 1909 nt
Organism: Clarias gariepinus (North African catfish)
Lineage: Eukaryota; Metazoa; Chordata; Actinopteri; Siluriformes; Clariidae
Product: kelch domain-containing protein 1
Exons: 13
Coding region: 118-1404 (428 amino acids)
Molecular function (GO): protein binding
Source: RefSeq, a predicted model, not a curated record